This is a messenger RNA of Conger conger (European conger), 1149 nucleotides long. Its product is annotated as cytolytic toxin-beta-like. Bases 1 to 1149 code for a protein of 382 amino acids. Lineage: Eukaryota; Metazoa; Chordata; Actinopteri; Anguilliformes; Congridae. The transcript is spliced from 4 exons. The record is from RefSeq and is a predicted model, not a curated record.
AUGGAAGAAGAUACUAUUCAAAUUGCAGCCCUAGGAAGACCCCUGCAUCCUGGCAUGCUGUAUGACUGUCGCAAUGAUGCCUAUACCCCAGGAAUCUCACUGUGGGAUCCAGAAGCCAUCAAAAACAAUGUGGAUGUGAAACCACAGCCCCUCACGCAUUUUAAUUUUGGCAAAAGUGACUCUCUCAGUGAGAAGACCAAGCUGAUGGACAUCGGUGCCUCGCUGAAAGCAAGCUUCAUAGCAGGGCUGGUGAAGGUGGGGGGGUCGGGCAGCUACCUGAAUGACACAUUGUCCUCCAUGCGACAGUGCAGGGCCACAAUACACUACAAACAAACGACUGAGUUCAAGGAGCUGACUGUGACCCACCUGGGCAAAGUGAUAUACCCCGAAGUGUUUGACCAGAAGAGUGCCACCCAUGUGGUGACAGGAGUACUGUAUGGGGUUGAGGUCUUCAUGGUCUUCGACCAGAUGGCGUCAAAUGAGGAGGACAAGAAAGUUAUUCAGGGGAACCUGGAUUCGUCCAUCAGUAAGAUCCCUAAAGUUGAUGUCAGCAGUUCGGGAAAAUUGAAGCUGACAGACACGGAGAUGAAGAAGGUGCAGAAGUUCAGCUGCACGUUCCACGGCGAUUUAGCGCUGGAGAACAACCCCACCACUUAUGAGGAGGCCGUGCAGUUGUACAAAAACCUCCCGGAGCUGAUGGGGGAUGGAAGUGAAGCGGUGCCUAUGAAGGUCUGGCUCUAUCCUCUUACGAAACUGGACAAAAAAGCAACCCAGCUGGUCACCAAGAUCGGUGUGGAUAAAGUGGCACUUUUGGAAGCCAGGAUGGGCCAGUUACAGGAGGCCCAAAUGAGAGCCGACGAUGUCAUACAACGAUCCAUGAAACAUGUCUGCAUCUACAACUUCACCUCACUGAAGAAGGAGGAGCCAUAUAUCUCAAACCUGUCUGAGUGCCUGGAUUCUGAAGAGUUCAAGAAAAUGCAAAAGAUCUCUGUAGCUCAGAAAAUCAGCUUCGAAGAGGAGGCCCAGCCUUGGUUCAAGGACCAAAACAUCUCAGCAGCAAUGAGAGUUGCCUUGUGUACUCCUGAGCUCCAGGCCUUGUGUACUCCUGAGCUCCAGGCCUUGUGUACGCCUGAGCUCCAGGACUCCUGA